Molecule: messenger RNA, 771 nt
Organism: Rangifer tarandus platyrhynchus (Svalbard reindeer)
Lineage: Eukaryota; Metazoa; Chordata; Mammalia; Artiodactyla; Cervidae
Source: the annotation of a GenBank genome assembly
AUGAAGCUGACCCGGAAGAUGGUCCUGUCCCGGGCCAAGGCCUCGGAGCUUCACAGCGUGAGGAAGCUCAACUGCUGGGGCAGCCGUCUCACUGAUAUCUCCAUUUGCCGGGAAAUGCCCAGCCUGGAAGUGAUCACGCUCAGUGUCAACAGCAUCUCCAGCCUGGAGCCCGUGAGCCGCUGCCGGCAGCUGAGCGAGCUGUACCUGCGUAAGAACCGCAUCCCCAGCCUGGCAGAGCUCAUCCACCUGAAGGGCCUCCCACGCCUGCGCGUGCUCUGGCUGGCCGAGAACCCCUGCUGUGGCACCUGCCCCCACCUCUACCGCAUGACCGUCCUGCGCACCCUGCCACAGCUGCAGAAGCUGGACAACCAGGCUGUGACGGAGGAAGAGGUGUCCCGGGCGCUGAUGGAGGGAGAGGAGGUCACGGCCCCCAGCAGAGAGGACUUGGGGAGCAGCCCACCUGAGCUGUCCUACACCCCGAGUGCUGUGGAUGCCGCCACUGAGACGACACAGGAUCCCCUGAGCCUCGGCGAGGGGGAGGCCAGCAGCGACCAGGGGCAGCUUGGCCUGAAGCCCACCUCCCGGGACCGGUUUCCUCCAUUCUCGCAGCGGGAGGCUGCAGGCAGUCGCGCAAGCAGGAACAACGUCCUGACGGCCAUCCUGAUGCUGCUGCGCGAGCUGGACGUCGAGGGACUGGAGGCCGUCCACCAGACCGUGGUCAGCCGGCUCCAGGCCCUGCACAAGCAGGAGUUGCAGGAGGACAUGGAGUGA